UAACGUUUAACAACCGAAGGAGUAAGAAGUGAUUUUUGUGACCCAUUUUUGAAUUAAUAUUAAAGACACAAUGUUGUUUCUACCUUUGAGUUUGAUAGCAGUGGGCUUACUACUGGCUUGGUACCUAAUAGGAAAACGCAAUGAGAGCUACUGGAAAAAGCGUGGCGUAAAGUUCUACAGUAAAAACAAAGUGAUUGGACCUUACUGGGAUUAUUUCAUAACACAGCGUGCGUUGUUCGAAGUCUUAACAGACCUGUACAAAAAAUAUAGACAUGAACCAGCUAUUGGUAUUGGUCAAGUCCUAACACCUGCUCUCUUUGUCAUCGAUCCGAAGAAUGUUCAGCAAGUUUUAUCAGGUGACUUCCAAUCUUUUAACCACCGAGGCAUUGAAAGUAUUGAAGGGGAUCAACUGACCGAUAAUAUUCUCAUGAUGAAUGGUCCAAGAUGGAAGCUGAUGCGACAGAAUAUGACUCCGUUGUUUACGGCAAACAAAUUGAAGAACAUGUAUUACAUCAUGGACAAAAGUGCUCAAGACUUUGCGAACUAUUUGAAAAACAACCCCAAGACACGUGAUGGUAACUUAUUUGAAACUCUUAUGAUGUUCUGUAAUGCUGCAGUUUGUGGAGCUAUCUUCGGCAUUGGGUCAGAGUCAAUCUUUGAUACACCUUUCCUCAAGCUUGCGAAAAACAUAUCGCAAUCCAAUUUUAAGAUGAGAAUGAAAUUCGUUAUUUAUAGUCUCAGUCCAAAGUUGUACAAACUGUUGAGAUUACAAGCUUUCAACGAGAUCGAAGACUUCUUUAUUGGUUCAAUAAGUCAAGUGAUGAAAUCAAGAGAACAAGAAAAUGUAAAGAGACACGACUUUGCUGAAAUUGCUGUGGCUAUACAGAAAAAUGGUAUUAUGAAAGACCGUACAACAGGUUGCGAGAUAGAGCCUACUACCGGCAUUUUGUCUGCACAGGCAUUUUUCUUCUUUAGUGCUGGUGUAGAGCCUUGUGCUAAUGCAAUCUUUUCAACAUUAUUUCUUUUAAGCAGUCACCCAGAAAUACUAGAAAGAGUUCACCAAGAAAUUGACGAACAUUUUGAAAAGCAUAGCAACAACAUAAAUUACGAUGUUAUAUGUGAAAUGAAGUACACAGACAAGGUGCUGAGUGAAGCGAUGAGAAUGUUACCUCCAAUUGGUCACUUGACAAGACAAUGUGUUCAAAAUACUGUCCUGCCUGUUGGUAAUAUCCCAGUAGAAAAGGGGACAAAAAUGUUCACUCCAAUUUAUGCUAUUCAUCACGACCCAGAAUUGUAUCCAGACCCAGAAGUGUUCGACCCGGAGCGAUUUGCCAAUGAUAGAAAACCGAAUGAUAACAUUUACAUGCCAUUUGGAAUGGGCAACAGGGCAUGCAUAGGGGAGAGGUAUGCCAAAUUACAAGUACAAGCCGGUUUAGUUCACGUCUUGCGAAACUUCACUGUUAAACCGCAGAAACAUGUAAAAGUAACAUUUGCCCAGGAUCCAAUUAAUGUGAGACCGACAAAUUGCGAUGUCCAACUAAUUCCGAGAAAUAUCAAAUAGAUUUAUUAAAUGUAUUUUAACUUAUCUUAAUAUUCAAUUGGUUGUGGUUCGCCUCGUGAAGUGAUUCAUCACAGAAGUUGCUCUGUUUAAUAAAGAAGGGUAUAAGGGGACAAAAGGUUGUAUAAUAUCCAAUGGGGCUUUUAUGUUGUUUGGUAAAUAUGGGAUAAUGUUGACUACAUACUGUCAAUGUUUGUCAAUGGAUUAAUGGCGAUGUGAUAGCCUAAUAGAAAUUGUUUAAUAUGUUAAUUUGUUAUUUUCACUUGGAACAAGAAUUGUGAAAUUACUAGAACAAAAUUUGCGUUUUGAAGUAAUUCUGCAGAUUGAACUUGAACUCGUAUUUUAUAUUGUUUAUAAAACUUAAUAAAUGUUAUAUUUCAUUA
Molecule: messenger RNA, 1941 nt
Organism: Spodoptera frugiperda (fall armyworm)
Lineage: Eukaryota; Metazoa; Arthropoda; Insecta; Lepidoptera; Noctuidae
Product: probable cytochrome P450 6a13
Exons: 1
Coding region: 71-1561 (496 amino acids)
Molecular function (GO): heme binding; iron ion binding; monooxygenase activity
Source: RefSeq, a predicted model, not a curated record